AAGUUCCGGCGCGAGGCGGGGGGGGGGAGAGCCGCGAGGAGCGCGCGCGCCGGGCCGCGGGAGAGGUGCCAGUGUCGAGUCCCUCUCGGUGUAUGUGUGGUAACAACAUGUCUGUCCCCCUCCUCGCCGACGCCGUGACCGUCUCAGGGGCAGAGCGGGAGACCGCCGCGGUCAUUUUCCUACAUGGCCUUGGAGACACGGGGCACAGCUGGGCCGACGCUCUCUCCUCCAUCCGCCUCCCCUACGUGAAAUACAUUUGCCCUCACGCGCCCCGGAUCCCAGUGACCCUCAACAUGAAGAUGGUCAUGCCCUCCUGGUUUGACCUCAUGGGAUUGACUCCGGAUGCACCUGAGGAUGAAGCUGGGAUCAAGAAAGCUGCAGAAAACAUUAAAGCAAUUAUUGAGCAUGAGAUGAAGAACGGGAUCCCCGCCAACCGCAUCAUCCUGGGGGGCUUCUCACAGGGCGGUGCCUUGUCGCUGUACACGGCUCUCACCUGCCAGCACCAGCUGGCUGGAAUUGUGGCACUCAGCUGCUGGCUCCCGCUCCACAAGGCCUUCCCACAGGCGGCGAACAACGGCGUGAACAAGGACAUUGCCAUCCUGCAGUGCCACGGGGAGAUGGAUCCCAUGAUCCCCGUCCGCUUCGGGGCCCUCACUGCCGAGAAGCUGAAAUCUGUCGUCACCCCCACCAAGGUCCAGUUCAAAACCUACCCCGGCGUGAUGCACAGUUCCUGUCCUCAGGAGAUGAUGGCGGUGAAGGAGUUCAUCGAGAAGCUGCUGCCGCGGAUCUGAGCGGAGCCGCUCGGGACUGUCGCAGGGGAGGGUGCCGAGGUCACAGCCGCCCAUCUCCCCCCGUGACCCGCCUGCUGCAAACGGAAGCCAUGGCCCCCCACUGCACCUCCCGCCGCACCCCCGGCCCCCACCUCCCCCCGCCGCCUCUCACCGCGCCCUCUCGGGCCGGGGGUGCCCCGGCUCCCCCUGCUGCUCUCGGAGCCGAGGUCGGAGCGGUCGAAGGCGAGUCUUGGAGUGGCCUUUUCUCUCCUCCUCUUGCUCCGAGCGGGUUCCGUGGGGGUCACGUCCCCCGGGCCCCUGCAGCGUGCGGGGCUGGCACGGGGUGGGGAAGAUGUUUCUGUUGGGUUUGGGCUUUUUGUACCAGUAUUAGGGGUGGGACGUGCCCGGGUGCGGCGGGGGGAGCGGGGCAGGCACAGGGCAGGGCUGGGGCACCCCUGUGGCCCAGCCCGGGCUGUGCCCUCGGAGGCUGCUCUCAGCCUUCCCUCAGGUGACUCACGGGUUUUCAAUCAGAGCUCAGGAACCCGGGACUCCCCUGCAGAUACCCCCAGGCCCCGGGGCAGGCUCUGCCCUGGGCCGGUACCGCCAAAGGCUGCCCGGGGCCGGGGCAGGGUCAGCACAGCCCCCGCACCUCCCGCACGGCCCCGCCUGUCGCACACGCACACUCCCCCCGGCCUGGGCAGCUCUGCCCUCCUCAGAUAAUCGCCUCCUUCCUCCUCUUCCUCCUCCUCCUGUUGCUUUUACAAUCUCCUCCUCGGCCCUGCGGGGGUCCCAGAGGUGUCUACCCCCCAUCUCCAGCCCAGCUCUGCGCCCUCAGAGCCCUGAAGCUUCGUUUACAGUCAUAGGCGGAGCCGCCCGGCGCCGGCCCCGUCAUUAAUGUCUCUCUUGCUGCUACUUGUCCUUUCCUUUGGACUUGGACUGGCUCGGGGAGGGAGAGGUGAUGUCCCUGGACCCCAGGUUUGGCUCCCGGCGCAGCUGGAAGAAGCAGCUUUGCCCCCAAGCCAUCAUCUCACCAGCGUCUGAGGCCUGGGUGCUGCUGUGCCCCGUCCUGUGGGCAGCGCGGGAGUCUCUCUGCUCCCUGGGGGUCUCUCUGCUCCCUGGGGCUGUGGGCUCUUGUCCCACUGUGUACAAUCACCAGGGUCCCCGGGGUCCCUUGCCCAUGGGUUUGUCCUCUCUUGAGUGCUGGCAUCGUGCUGGGUGCGGGGCCGGGACCGUCCCCAGCAGCUCCCCGGGACAGGGCCCCGAAUGUCUCCUCCUGGUGGGCUCCUGCCCCCCCCUCCCCUCCCCUCCCCUCCUGCAGGGCCGAGGGCAGUAGCUGUGGAGCAGUGCUGCCCUCGCCUCCCCCCGGGCUGAGCCCACACCCCCAUGGCCUGGGGCUGAUCAUGUAUUUUAGAACCCCCCACACCACCCCUGGCCCCAGGGCUGUCCCCACUCUCCCCUGGUCUGGGCCCAGCCUCUCACCCUGCAGAGCUUCUGCCCAGUGCCCCAGGACCAGCAGUGGGCUGGGGCCAGGGCUGGCAGCUCCCCAGGGCCAGGGGCUGUUCUGGGGGCUGGUGAGGGACUCUGGAGGGGGCUCUGCUCCAGCCGUGCCCCCCCAGCCCAGGAUGCCCAAAGCAAUAACCUGCUCUCCGGAGAGUUGGAUCUGUGGGACCCACCCUUGGUUGGGUUCUUGGCUUGGGGUUUGGUUGGGGUUUUAAUUUUUUUCUCCCCUUUGGGAAGUCUUAAACCAGCAAAGCUGAUGCUGGUGUUGGGGGGAGCCCAGCACUGCCCCUGCCCUGGGGGUCAGUCCUGGCCUGGGGGUCAGUCCUGCUGGGUCUUCUGUGUUGUAACACUGCUCUGUCCCCUCUCGCUGUGCUGGGCCAGGGUGGGGGCACAGGGGGCUUGCUGGGGUGGGAGUGCAGCUCCCUGUGGAUCACUGGCUGGGGUGGGAGUGCAGCUCCCUGGGGGUACCGAGGGCUGGCGAUGGACAGACCGACCUGUUUGACUGUGAACUGGAACCGUGUGCGAUGGGGGGGCCUGGGACCAUCCCCGGGGGGCCUCGUUUGGCCCCCUCCUGCAGAGCAUUCCUGCUCACUCCCCACCUGGGAACCCAGGAGGGAGAACGGCUUCUCUCCAUUCCUCAAUACAGCUUUGGGUUUUUUCUUCUUUUUUUUUUUUUUUUUUUUUUUUUCCUUUUUUUUUUUUUUUUUCCUUCUCUCGUCUUCCUUGUACAUGUUUGGGGUUUUUUGUGUGUGUGUGCGUGCGUUCCACAGAGAAACAAGGUUAAAUAAAUCCUGAACCUACCCCAGA
This is a messenger RNA of Chiroxiphia lanceolata (lance-tailed manakin), 3077 nucleotides long. It is a transcript of the gene LYPLA2, whose product is annotated as lysophospholipase 2. The transcript has 10 exons. Bases 93 to 791 code for a protein of 232 amino acids. Gene Ontology annotation, cellular component: cytoplasm. Gene Ontology annotation, biological process: protein depalmitoylation. Lineage: Eukaryota; Metazoa; Chordata; Aves; Passeriformes; Pipridae. Gene Ontology annotation, molecular function: palmitoyl-(protein) hydrolase activity; carboxylic ester hydrolase activity. The record is from RefSeq and is a predicted model, not a curated record.